AUGAUUGCACCAUUCUUCGACGCACCUCCUUCACUUCUGCGAAAACCCGACGGUUCAGUUCUGUUUGAAUGCAUUUGUAAUGGAAACCCUCAGCCAACUAUUCAAUGGUUCUUCAAAGACCAGGAACUGAAAGAUGCCAGACACGAGCAGAAAAUCAAGAAAAGUGUUGGCAAAUGGACGGUUCAAAUGAUAAUGAAGAAUCCGACACAAGAAGAUCAAGGUAUCUACAAAGUGGUCGCAACGAAUCAAGCUGGUACUCAUUCCGUUCAGCAGAACUACAUUCACAUAUGCACUGCAGACGAGAUCUUCAAAACCCAGUAG
Molecule: messenger RNA, 321 nt
Organism: Angiostrongylus costaricensis
Lineage: Eukaryota; Metazoa; Nematoda; Chromadorea; Rhabditida; Metastrongylidae
Source: the annotation of a GenBank genome assembly